Molecule: messenger RNA, 8763 nt
Organism: Notodromas monacha
Lineage: Eukaryota; Metazoa; Arthropoda; Ostracoda; Podocopida; Cyprididae
Source: the annotation of a GenBank genome assembly
AUGCGGGCUUCUUCGUCGACGUUGCUGUUGGUGAGCGUGUUGGACCAGAACGAUAACUUCCCGCAAUUCGUUCGAUCCGUUUACGAGGGAUACGUGCGAGAAUCAGCGUCCGUGGGAUCGAUGGUGCUCACGAAUUCCAGCACCCCUUUGGUCGUGAAAGCGGUCGACAAAGACCGCGGACUCAACGCUCUUCUCCGCUACGACAUGGUGGAGAAUGGACCGGAAAAUCGACUUUUCUCCGUGGACACGAAUACCGGUGAGUUUCCGUUUGCCACGCAGAAGUGUGCUGUGAAAACGAAAGGCAUUUUGGACUUCGAAACAAUGCCAGUGGUGGAGUUCAAAAUCCGCGUGUCAGAUAGCGGGACUCCGUCUCUGCGCGCAGACACUGUAGCGAUUGUCCGGGUGCACGUGGAAGACGUGAACGACACUCCGCCACAAUUCGACUCACUUUUCUACAAUGCCACGUUGCAUUUGCCCACUUACAAAGGUGUAGCCGUGGCCCAGUUGAACGCAUCCGAUCCCGACAGUUCUCGCGACUCGCUGCGUUUCGAACUGGUUCACGGCAACGAAGACGGCGCAUUCGUCUUGGAUCCCGUGUCGGGUUUGUUGUCUAUAGCGAACCCGGGGGUGCUCGACAAGACGCACGAGCUACAAGUGUCGGUGAGCGACGGGAAGUAUUCGGGUGCGACUGUGGUGAGGAUCAAUUGCGAGACGAGUUUGGACUCGGGGCUGCGAUUCGAGAUGGACCGGUACGAGGCGAGUGUGGAGGAGAAUUCCACGAGGAUCCUCAUCGUGGAGAUCGUCAAUUUGCUCGGAUUGCGGCUCAAUGAGCACGUGGAGUUUAGGAUCCUCAAUCCGUCGGAGCUUUUCGAGAUCGGGCUUACGUCGGGCGCCAUCCGGACCUGCGGGAUCCCCUUUGAUCGCGAGCUCCAGGAAAAGUACGAAAUCAUCAUCGAAGCCGUCAGUGAUGCCGGGGAAUACGGACGACGCGUGGCCCACGCACUAGUCGAAGUCACUGUCACUGACAUCAAUGACAAUCGCCCAAUGUUUCUCAACUUGCCGUAUUACACCGUGAUGUCUGUGAGUUCGGAGCAGGGCGAUGUUGUCAUCCAGCUCGAGGCGAUCGAUUUGGACACAGGAGAGAACGGAAGGAUUCGUUACGAUCUGGUUAGAGGGGAAGGCGAAAUUUUCCGCGUGGAACCUCGGACUGGAAAGGUGGUGCUCAAGAGGGCCUUGGGCUCUGACAGAACCUCGUACGAUAUCUUGGUUGCCGCCUACGAUGGAGGAAAAGUUCCGAUGUUCGCUGAAACAACUGUGCACAUAAAAGUGAUGGACCGUCUGAUGCCGGUGUUCAAUAAGCAAUUUUUCAACGCCACCGUGCCUGAAAAUGCUGAACCCUACACAGCAGUCAUCAAUGUCGUGGCGGAAUCCCCUCAGGGCAGGAAGCUCAUCUACGGAAUUUCUCGCGGAAACGAGUAUGAAGAAUUCGGCUUUGAUUUCAACACCGGCUCGAUCUUCGUGGGAGAUGCCUUGGAUUACGAACUCAAGUCGGAGUACGAGCUGUAUUUGCGGGCAAGUGACAGCGUGAGUGGAGCCUAUUCCGAGGUCCCAGUCAACAUUCGCGUCACUGACGUCAACGACAACCCUCCGGUGUUUUCCAAGCUGUCGUACGAAGCGUCGGUGUCGGAGCUGAGAGCAGUGGGUGCCGAGAUCCUGAAGGUUCAAGCCAGUGAUCGAGACGAAGGCAUGAACGGGGCCUUUCGUUACUCGCUUGAAGACAUCUCUCUGGAUGCCAACUCCACGACUUGGUUCCGCGUGAAUCCAAUUACAGGCUUAAUCACGUUGUCCCGUCCGUUGGACCACGAGCGCAUGCCUGUGCACAGAUUUCAUGCUGUAGCGACGGAUUCUGGAAUGCCAGCCCUUUCGAGCUCCGUCACGGUUUGGGUCACAGUCGACGAUGUGAAUGACAACCCGCCGGUGUUCGAGAAGAAAUCGUACACGAGCAUGUUGUUGGAGAAUGCGGAACGAGGACAGUUCGUGACGAAGGUGACUGCCUUCGACAUCGAUGACUCCGAUGUAGGGAAUCUCAAGUAUUCCAUUAUCGAAGGCAACAAUGCGCAAACAUUUCUGAUAGACAGAACGACCGGUGUCGUUCGUUUGAAGAAUGUGCAGAAAUUCAAGAACACAACGAGCUAUGUACUGAAUGUGUCGGCAACCGAUGGGGUAUUUACUUGCUACGCGAGGCUUCAGAUCGACCUGCUGUCCGCAAAUAAACACGAGCCGCGAUUCUCUCGGUCCUCUUAUGACGCCAACGUUGCGGAAAACGUUCCGUCCGGAACAUCUGUACUGCAAGUGAAGGCCUUCGAUGAGGACCACGGGGAAUUCGGGUCCAUCACCUAUUCCAUAGAGUCUGAUAUUAUGCGAGAAAAAUUCAAGAUCGACGCUCAAACAGGCGAAAUACGCACGCGACAGCAACUCGACAGAGAAGAGCAGGACAUGUACCAUAUUCCAAUCGUUGCGACCGACAGUGGUGCGAAAAGGGGCUAUGCGACCGUUCAUGUGAAUGUCACUGACGUCAACGACAACAUACCGAAGUUUCAAGCGUAUAAGUACAUUGCGAGCAUUCAUGCCAACGCCACAGAAGGCUCCAUGGUUGCCAAGGUAAUGGCGACAGAUGCAGAUGUUGGAGCCAGUGGAACGAUCGAAUAUUCGUUGUACGAAUCUGACACAGUAAUUAGGGCUUCGUCGAUUUUCGGUGUCCAUGCAGCAACCGGGGAAAUAUUCUUACGUAAACCAGUGGAUGGUUUUGACAAUGAAGUGUUCCAGUUCUUUGUGAGGGCAAGAGACAAUGGCAUUCCAUCGCUUCACGCAGAUGUUCCGGUUGAUGUAGUAAUAAUGGAUGAAUUGGACACGCCACCGACCUUCGAGAAACGGCAUUUGGAAUUUUUCAUUUCAGAACGAGAUGAUGUUGGUACUCUUGUUGCCCAAUUGAAAGCUACGUCGAACUCGACAGUUCUGUACGAAUUGUUGACAGCGGAUGCUCGCGAGAAAUCGAGUGUCUUCCGAGUAGAUCAGGACGGGCGGAUAAUUGUGAAUCAGAAACCGAAUCGAGAAGAAAAAGAUUCAUAUGCCCUGACAAUUUUGGCUUUGACGGAAUCAACACCGCCAUUAACAGCUAUGGUAGACGUAACAGUCAAGAUAAUGGACGAGAAUGACAACGCACCCGAGUUCCAAAGCGUACCAUAUCACGUAACUGUGGCUGAAAGUAUCGACAUCGGCGGCACGGUUUUACGAGUAUCUGCUCAUGACGCUGACGCUAGCGCGGAAAUUCGAUACAGCUUGGAAUCCGCUGGCGAUCUCAAGGAAUUGCUGCCCAUCACCAGUGUCUUCAGCAUUGAUCCUUACUCCGGCGUAAUUACCACUCUCGUGCCGCUGGACAGGGAAACCGUGUCUGAAUACCGACUCAACGUUAUUGCUUCGGACAAUGGCAGUCCUCCAUUAACUGCUGCAACGCAAAUCUAUAUCGACGUUAUGGAUUAUAAUGACAACCCUCCGAUUUUCACAGAGGAUCCCUAUUACACAUCUGUCAGCGAAGAUGUUGAAAUCGGAACAUCCAUAAUGAAGCUAAGGGUGCAAGACGCCGACGCACUUGAAUCUCCUUACCUUCAAUUCUUCAUCACUGAUGGUGACAAAGCAGGGAAAUUCGGAAUUACGACUGAUGGAGAUGUUAUCAUUCGUGGUCGCCUGGACAGAGAAACAUUGAACCAUUAUGAUCUUGGCAUAACAGUGACCGAUGGAGUUUUUGUCGCUGAAUCCAGGGUAGCAGUUGAAGUCAUUGAUUCGAAUGAUAAUCCUCCAGUCUGCAAAAAACCGCGCUAUGUUGAAAGCUUGUCCGAAGCGACACCGAUCGGAUCGUACAUCUUGACUGUCGCUGCUUCAGACAAGGACGAAGGCCAGAACGCGAAAUUGAACUACUUCUUGAGUGGAAUUGGAGCUGAAUCCUUCAUCUUGGACAUGAAUUCAGGUAUCCUGAAAACUGGUUCACCGCUCGAUCGGGAGACACAGGGUCUAUACAAAUUAGUUGCACAUGUUCGAGACGCAAAGUCGAAGGCAUGGGAAUGCACUUCAGAAAUUGAAAUCAGUUUGACGGACGUCAAUGAUAAUUCGCCGGUGUUCUCUCAGAGGAAGUACUCGGUCACGGUUGAUGAAAAUGUGGAUGUUCGGUCUUUGAUCACGAAAGUUCAUGCGUCGGAUGCUGACCUGGGAAUCAACAAAAAGAUUCAGUACAUGUUCGUCGGACAAGCAUACGGGCAGUUCGCCAUUGAUUCCGCAAGUGGCUUGGUGACACUGGCAAAACCGCUGGAUCGAGAACUGCAAGCGAUGUACAAUCUAACAAUUCAAGCUGUCGAUCAGGGAACUCCUCAGCUGACGGCUGAGGCUUCGAUUAUUGUGAUUGUUCGCGACAUCAACGAUAAUCCGCCGGAAUUUGAGAACAAGUAUUACCACGUGUCUGUCCCGGAAACUGCGAUUGUCGGAAUGGAUGUCGUUAAAGUUUGGGCAACCUCGAAGGAUCUGGGUGUGAAUGCGGAGGUCAGCUAUUCUAUUAUUGGAGGAAAUGAGCACAAAAAGUUCAGCAUUCAUCCAAAAUCAGGAGCAAUCGUUAUUUCGGACGUGUUGGACUACGAGCGAGCAAAAGAGUAUUUCCUGACGAUCGAAGCAAUCGAUGGCGGCAGCCCACCAUUGACAAAUCAUGCGUCCGUGAAUAUUACAAUACAGGAUGCGAACGACAAUGCUCCGAUGUUCAGCCAGACAUCGUACAGUGCUGUUUUACCAGAGGACGUGAACAUCGGAUACAUGGCGAUUCAGGUUGUGGCUACUGAUUUGGACAGUGGAAUCAACAGCGAACUAUCUUACAACAUCACGAGUGGGAAUGAUUUCGGCCAUUUCAUGAUCAAUUCAUCAACUGGAGUAGUCUUUGUAAGCCGACGCUUAGACAGAGAAAUGGUUUCGUCCUACAAAAUGCGAGUUGGAGCAUUCGAUAAUGGAUAUCCGCAGAGAGGAACGAAAGUGGAUGUAGUGAUCGAAGUAACUGACGUCAAUGAUUGCCCGCCGCUGUUCUCUGCGAUGAACCAGACCGCAAUCGUUCAAGAAAACAAACCGAUUGGCUUCACGAUCAUGAAAUUUUUGGUCACGGAUGCGGAUGAUCCCCCGAAUGCAGGACCGUACACGUUUGACAUUCAAGACGACGAGUCCGCAUUUAGUAUUCAAGACGGAGUUCUGAAGACUGCUGUUAAAUUUAGUCACAGCGUGAAAGACAAAUACUUGCUGCGUGUUCGAGUUUAUGACAAUGGUACUCCACCACUGUCUUCCGAAUCUUGGAUAACCGUGAAGAUCAUUCAAGAAUCUCAGUAUCCGCCUCUGAUCAUGCCCAUCAACGUGAGGAUAACAGCGUAUCAAGACAGCUUUCCCGGAGGUCAAAUCGGCCGAGUGAAAGCAACUGACCAGGAUCCUUACGACAAGCUGGAGUACGCAUUGCCCGAAAAUACACGAUUGUUUGAGGUGGACAAAGACAACGGCACGCUUUUUGCAUACGCUGGUCUGGACGAUGGCGAAUACUUGCUGAACAUCACUGUGACGGAUGGGAAAUUUUCUGCCGUUUCCCAGGCUGUGGUUUCGGUGUCUUUGGUCACUGACGAUAUGCUGGAAAAAAGCAUGAUGUUGACGUUAGGUCCAGUGAAGCCGGAAGACUUCGUGUUGACCUAUCAAAAGAAUUUUGAACGCGGAAUCCGAGGUAUUUUGGAUGUACGUCGCCGUGAUGUUCGAAUUUUGAGCAUUCAGCCAGCUCGUGGGAACCGGGCUCGUCGGUCGCCGGAAAUCGACGAUUUCAUCGAAAUUCUUUUUGCCGUGUCGAAGCCCGACGAAGGAUUCUACUCGGUUGACGUGAUUCGCAAAGAACUGAAGUCGAAGAUGCGAAUGUUCGAGACAAUGUUGGGUCUUCAAGUGGCGAAAGUGGAGGAAAAUUUGUGCACUGUUGCUGGUGGAGAUAAUUGCGUUCCAGACAAUGGAAAGUGCGCUGAUCGAAUGGUACUGAAUGAGGCUAAGGUUAUUCCGAUUGCAACUGACGUUAUGAGCUUCGUCUCGCCUGAACAUCGACAUGUGAAGGAAUGCGUUUGCAAGCCAGGUUUUGCUGGUGAACGUUGCGAAAUUAUUGCGAACAAGUGUGCUCAAGACCCUUGCCCGUCAUUCAAAGUUUGCGUCCCGGAUGCGACUUCCAAGGGUUAUUCUUGUCAAUGCGCGAGAGGUUACACGGGUCCUCGAUGUGACAUGCAGGCGUCCAUGUGCCGAGGUCAGGACUGCUACCACCCCCGAAGACCGUUUUCUUUCGAUGGUCAGGGAUUCGCUGUUUAUGCCCUGAUGGGCUUGAGAUCUGUUGCCAUUGAUUUGAACAUCAACUUGCACUUCAAGACGCUUUUCCCCACGGGCAAUCUGAUGUAUGCGGCCGGUCGAAUAGACUACAGUAUUCUUGAGGUGGUGAACGGAUUUCUGCAAUAUCGAUUCGAAUGCGGAAGCGGCGAAGGUGUCGCUAAAAUUUCCUCUCGGAGGGUCGAUGAUGGCAUGUGGCAUUACGUGAAAUUGAAAAGAAGCGGGAAAGCUGCUGAACUGGUGCUUGACGAGACGCAUCGUGCCUCUGGAGUUUCACCGGGAAAGAAUGAGAUCAUCAACUUGGAAACGCAUACCAUUUACUUUGGGGCUGAGGUUCGAGAACCAAAAGCUGUGGGCAAAAACGUGGAAUUGGACAUUCGGAUGGGUUUCUCCGGUUGCAUGGACGAUAUUAUGCUGGAACACGUGGCACUGCCGACGCGAGUCGGGGGAAGCAACGAUGCUGCCACUUUGUCCCAAAUCCGAGGCAUUGAUUACGGUUGCUCUAGCCUUCGAAAGGUGCCGGGACCCUGUGGAUCACAGCCGUGUAUGAAUGGGGGAUCUUGUGUGGAACGUCCCUCGGGGCAAGGUGGGGGAUUCGCGUGUUUGUGUCGGGACCGGUUUCACGGGCGUCAGUGCGAAAUCGAUCGGGAUCCUUGCGCGGAUUACCCGUGUCUUCACGGUGGAACCUGUACCAGCGACGGGAACGAAUUCCGCUGUGAUUGUCCGGCGGGUUUAACUGGGCAUCGCUGUGAUUAUGGUCGGUUUUGUAAUCCGAAUCCGUGCAAGAAUCGAGGUUGGUGCGAAGAAGGCCUGUCGAGCGCUGUGUGUCAGUGUCGGGGUUUCACCGGAACCAACUGCGAGGUCGAUGUGGACGAGUGCUUGCAAAACCCCUGCGCGAGUGGGUCGACUUGCGUCAACACUCAAGGCAGCUUUCGAUGCUUGUGUCCCCAAAAUACUACUGGUUUCUAUUGUGGAGAACGGAUGCAGCCAACCAACAUCACUUCCACGAAAUUUGUGAUCUCACUGGAGGAGUUGUUGGGAAUCGUCGGAGUCCUUAUCAUUAUUGUGAUCUGCAUCCUUCUCUGUGUUUGUAUCCGAAGACUGCGGGGAAAGCGUGGGUUGCAAAGGAGGCCGUUGGAGAACGGAAAUGUUGAAGAACGCAAUAUGAUUCCUUUGUUAAUGAAAACCAAUGGACAAGAAAUCGAUUGCAUCGGGAAUCCGAAAAUGAGUAACGUGGACCAAGUUCAAUCACAGACGGCUUUCGUGGCAUCAUCGCUGCGUCCGGCAUCCUACGCUCCUGCCACAACCGACAGCAACCUUUACAAUCAGCAGUCGAACCUGAACAAUUUCGAUACCGUGCGGAGCUAUGGGUCCGCUGCUGACGAGCUCGAGAUGUACGUCCCACCUCCACCGGACUUUUUGCAGAACCUGAACAACCAUGGGCCCAAUGGUUCCAGCGUGAUCGGGAUCUGCCCUGGUCCGUCGUGUUCCCCCCGCGGCGAUGGAGUCGAGAACCCGAUUGUUUGCAAGCCCUGGCAUGUCAACGACCUCGAUGCCAACAAGGGUGCAUACUACGAUAGUCAGAAGAUCCGGAAUGGUUUUUAUUGUGGAGAACGGAUGCAGCCAACCAACAUCACUUCCACGAAAUUUGUGAUCUCACUGGAGGAGUUGUUGGGAAUCGUCGGAGUCCUUAUCAUUAUUGUGAUCUGCAUCCUUCUCUGUGUCUGUAUCCGACGACUGCGGGGAAAGCGUGGGUUGCAAAGGAGGCCGUUGGAGAACGGAAAUGUUGAAGAACGUAAUAUGAUUCCUUUGUUAAUGAAAACCAAUGGACAAGAAAUCGAUUGUAUCGGGAAUCCGAAAAUGAGUAACGUGGACCAAGUUCAAUCACAGACGGCUUUUGUGGCAUCAUCGCUGCGUCCGGCAUCCUACGCUCCUGCCACAACCGACAGCAACCUUUACAAUCAGCAGUCGAACCUAAACAAUUUCGAUACCGUGCGGAGCUAUGGGUCCGCUGCUGACGAGCUCGAGAUCUAUGGGUCCGCUGCUGACGAGCUCGAGAUGUACGUCCCACCUCCACCGGACUUUUUGCAGAACCUGAACAACCAUGGGCCCAAUGGUUCCAGCGUGAUCGGGAUCUGCCCUGGUCCGUCGUGUUCCCCCCGCGGCGAUGGAGUCGAGAACCCGAUUGUUUGCAAGCCCUGGCAUGUCAACGACCUCGAUGCCAACAAGGGUGCAUACUACGAUAGUCAGAAGAUCCGGAAUGUUUUCAUUCUGAAAAUUGAAAUCUGUCGGAAAGUUCUCGAUACGAGUGGACUCUCUCUGCACCGAUCUUGUCUAUAA